CACACCUCCAAACCCCCGCGGGGGGACAAACACUCACCGUUCAUAAAUACCUGAAUGAGCAGUCCCACAGAGCGACAACUCACGGAGUGAAGGACGCAUCACUGGUUAAUCCAGUUGCCUAAUUAGACUCAAAUACCUGCUGAGGGAGUUUAAUAUGAAUUCAAAAGUUGAUGGACCACGCAGAGGACGAUCCUUCGAUUCUAUGAACAUGUGUUUUGAAGAGAAGCAUCUGAACAAUGAGAUGAACAAAUCUGUGUUCAGCAAGAUUGAGGAGAAUAAAGACAACAAGAACUCGUCCUCAGAGAGGAGUCGCGCAGAAAUCAUAUUCUCCCUGAAUAAUGAAGUCGGCGGACUUCUGAAGACACUCAAACUUUUUCAGGAGAAUCACGUCAACCUUGUUCACAUUGAGUCCAGGAAAUCAAAGCGGCGUAACUCGGAGUUUGAGAUCUUUGUGGACUGUGACAGUGAGCAGGAGCAGCUUAAUGAAAUCAUCCAGCUGUUACAGAAGCGUGUGAAGGUCAUCAACAUGAACGUUCCUGGCAACUCCUGUCUGCCUGAGGAAGAUUUGGUUGAUGUGCCAUGGUUCCCCAAGAAGAUCUCCGACUUGGACAAGAGCGCCAAUCGCGUCCUGAUGUACGGUUCGGACCUUGAUGCUGACCACCCGGGCUUCAAGGAUAACGUCUAUCGCAAGAGGAGAAAGUACUUUGCUGACUUGGCCUUAGGUUACAAACAUGGGGACCCCAUACCUCGCAUCGAAUUCACGGAGGAGGAGGUGAAGACGUGGGGAGUGGUGUACAGGGAGCUUAGCAAUCUGUACCCCACCCACGCCUGCCGGGAGUACCUGAAGAACCUGCCCCUGCUGGCCACAUACUGCGACUGCAGGGAGGAUAACAUCCCGCAGCUGGAGGACGUGUCGCGCUUCCUCAAAGAGCGCACAGGCUUCACCAUCCGACCCGUGGCCGGCUACCUGUCCCCCCGAGACUUCCUGGCGGGCCUGGCUUUCCGAGUCUUCCACUGCACGCAGUAUGUGCGCCACAGCUCUGACCCGCUGUACACCCCAGAGCCAGACACAUGUCAUGAGCUGCUGGGUCAUGUGCCCCUACUGGCAGAGCCCAGCUUCGCCCAGUUCUCCCAGGAGAUCGGGUUGGCCUCGCUGGGAGCCUCUGACGACUCGGUCCAGAAGCUGGCCACAUGCUAUUUCUUCACGGUGGAGUUUGGCCUGUGCAAGCAGGAGGGGAAGCUCAGAGCCUAUGGGGCCGGACUGCUGUCCUCCAUUAGUGAGCUGAAGCACGCCCUCUCUGGGAAUGCCAGGAUUAUGCCAUUUGACCCAAAGACUACCUGCAAGCAGGAGUGCAUCAUCACUACCUUCCAAGAUGUAUACUUCAUGUCAGACAGUUUUGAGGAAGCAAAAGUCAAAAUGAGGGAGUUCGCUAAGACCAUCAAGAGGCCUUUCACUGUGCACUACAACCCCUACACCCAAAGUGUGGACGUGCUGAAGGACACGCCCAGCAUUCUCAGCAUAGUGGAGGAGUUGCGGCACGAGCUCGACAUCGUGGGCGACGCACUCAGCCGACUCAACGGGCAGCUUGGGGUCUGAUAUCCGGCUGGAUCCCCAGGAGUUGAUCCCAGCCAUCCUUUCAGUCAAAGGCUCCCACAUGCAGACAUCGUGCUCCUUUCCAAACCCAACCCUUCAAUCCAGAACAACCAAAGAUUCAGCAAAUGAGAUAGAAGCCUCCAAGAAAUCUUUCACCGUUUAACUUGCGUUAAGAUUAGCAACCUAGGGGAGAAUCAAAUGUAGUAUCUUUUAUCCUGUAAGCAACUGGUAAAUGCAUUACUUUUUUGUAUACAGUUCCUACAUUUGUUGUCUCAGAUCAAAUUAGUAGUCCCCAGCUUGUCCAUCUCUGAAGCAUGCUCAGACAAUCUGUAAAACAUUUCACACUAUACAUGUCAUAUGUUCAAGGUCUGUAGUAACUAACAGUGUUAAAGUAUUGAUU
Molecule: messenger RNA, 1994 nt
Organism: Brienomyrus brachyistius
Lineage: Eukaryota; Metazoa; Chordata; Actinopteri; Osteoglossiformes; Mormyridae
Product: tryptophan 5-hydroxylase 1-like
Exons: 11
Coding region: 155-1597 (480 amino acids)
Biological process (GO): serotonin biosynthetic process; aromatic amino acid metabolic process
Cellular component (GO): neuron projection
Molecular function (GO): tryptophan 5-monooxygenase activity; iron ion binding
Source: RefSeq, a predicted model, not a curated record